AUGGCGUUCGCUGGAAUCACGACUUCAACAUAUCCAACUUUUCUUCGGCCAAAGAUCUCUAAGACAAGUUUACGUUCGGUGGCUCCAUGUAAUUCCAUUUCGUUUCCUCGUUUGUCAAACGUGAAUCUCAAUCGGAGAAAUCGCCUUUAUGUUCGAUCUUCUUCAGUUCCAGUGGCACCUGCAAUGGAGGGACUGAAGCCGGCGAUAUUGCUGACAGAUAAGGCACUUAAGCAUUUGAGUAAGAUGAGAUCAGAACGCGGAGAAGAUUUGUGCUUGAGAAUUGGUGUCAAACAGGGAGGAUGCUCGGGGAUGUCUUACACGAUGGACUUCGAGAACAGAGCAAACGCAAGACCAGAUGAUUCCACCAUUGAAUACGAAGGAUUCACUAUAGUUUGUGAUCCGAAGAGCAUGCUCUUCCUUUUCGGAAUGCAGCUCGAUUACAGCGAUGCUUUGAUCGGUGGAGGCUUCAAUUUCUCGAACCCUAACGCUACACAAACCUGUGGAUGUGGGAAGUCUUUUGCUGCCGAGAUGUAA
Molecule: messenger RNA, 534 nt
Organism: Arabis nemorensis
Lineage: Eukaryota; Viridiplantae; Streptophyta; Magnoliopsida; Brassicales; Brassicaceae
Source: the annotation of a GenBank genome assembly